Messenger RNA from Fopius arisanus, 1603 nucleotides. RefSeq names its product speckle-type POZ protein B. The transcript has 2 exons. The record is from RefSeq and is a predicted model, not a curated record. Lineage: Eukaryota; Metazoa; Arthropoda; Insecta; Hymenoptera; Braconidae. Gene Ontology annotation, biological process: proteasome-mediated ubiquitin-dependent protein catabolic process; regulation of proteolysis. Gene Ontology annotation, cellular component: cytoplasm. Bases 227 to 1252 code for a protein of 341 amino acids. Gene Ontology annotation, molecular function: ubiquitin protein ligase binding.
CUGCGAUUCCACGUCCGAUGGAACAGUAAACACAAUUUUAAGCGAAAUCUGAGUGACCAAAUGACAUGUACUAAAUAAACAGGCUCAUUAUUCGACUCGUACUACUUAUUUUCACAAAUGUAAAUAUUCACCGGCCGGCCUGGACCGGGCGAUAAUAUCCGUUGAAGUAACCUUCAUGAUUGCUGAGGAAAUUGAAAAACUUUAAAACGUAAAAACAUCAUUGAAAAUGGUUCAAUUCGGAGUGAUAAAGAUCGAUGACACAUCAACCUUGAACUUCAUCAACUUCGAAUGGGCCUUGAAUGUAUCAGAAUUCCAGCUGAGCCUCGCAAAAUUACCUGUGGUAUCACCAAUAUUUUCCACAUUCCAAGGUGAUUGGCAACUAGAAUUCAACAAAGCAAAUGAAAAUUUGAGAGGUCAUAGAUGUACAUCGCUGUACCUUCGUCUCGUCUCCAUGAAGCCUGGGAUAAAAAAAAUCGAAGCACACUGUAAGUUCACAGUAACUGGAAAGCAAUUCGAACACUGCGACGAGCUGUAUUUUGAUUCUCUUGCGAGAAAAGAAGUUGGAAAAGAGACUGAAUUUUUUCGAUACCUCAUAGUAUCAGACACGACGAGUGGUGCCUUGCACGGUAAAAUGUAUAUCUCAUCGUCACCAAGUCGUGGAGCGCCGAUGAUCAGCUCUCAAGAGGGUGACUGGAGCCACGAUUUUUCUCUACUCUGGAGAAAAUCCAAAUUGACAGACGUUUGUCUGGUGGUGGGAGGUCGAAAAUUUAAGGCACACAAAGUUGUAUUGGCAGCUCGCAGUCCAGUUUUCUUAGCAAUGUUCGAGCAGAAAAACUCACGGGAGAGUCUCAUAAACGAAGUGGAGAUUGAGAACAUAGAGCCAGCAGUGGUGAAGGCCAUGCUGAAAUUCUUUUACACCGAUGAAGUUGAUAAUCUGAAGGAUGUGGCUUAUGGAUUGUUGGGGGCUGCCGACAAAUACAAUGUACCACUCCUCAAAAGCAUGUGUGAGAAAGUUCUUUAUGAUAGCGUGGACGAGGAGAAUGCUGCCUACAUGCUGAUCCAGGCGGAUCGUCAUUGUUCUCAUGGAUUGAAGGAUUAUAUCAUGCAAUUCAUGGAUGAUCAUCUUGUUAAAGUCGUCAAGACGGACAGCUACAAACAUUUGGAGAAAUAUCAUCCUGCACUCGUCAUGGAAAUGAUGCGAUCUUUUGCUAUUCACAAGUUGAAAAAAGUGGAAUUGAUGGAGAAGAAUUGAAGAUAUCUGGUGUCAGUUUCAUUGCGAAUAGGGAUGAAUCAUUUUUUAUGGCGAUUAAACCAAGGGAUCGAUGAUUUUUAAAGAGAAUUCUGUAUUUUUCAUUAGGCAAUCCAUUCUUUUUAUUGAGGUAAAAUAGUAUAUAUCGUAACAAGUGCGGAAAAGUGAUUUUUUGGCGUGUGGUUGUGGUUUCUGCGCGGGUCGCACACAAUAUUUCUCUUUUAAUUGUCAAAUAAUACGUUAAUCUGAUUAAUGGUUCGCGUGAUGAAGUGCGUGAUAAAAAGUGUUCGCCUCAUCUCGCGUGUUAUGAGAAAAAAAUUUAAUGAAAUCUUUUAAUUAAUAAAAAUAACUAUU